This is a messenger RNA of Dama dama (fallow deer), 1207 nucleotides long. RefSeq names its product cyclin-dependent kinase inhibitor 2A-like. Gene Ontology annotation, biological process: negative regulation of cell population proliferation; regulation of cyclin-dependent protein serine/threonine kinase activity; apoptotic process. Bases 109 to 570 code for a protein of 153 amino acids. NCBI's taxonomy places the organism in Eukaryota, Metazoa, Chordata, Mammalia, Artiodactyla, Cervidae. The record is from RefSeq and is a predicted model, not a curated record. Gene Ontology annotation, molecular function: cyclin-dependent protein serine/threonine kinase inhibitor activity; protein kinase binding. The transcript is spliced from 3 exons. Gene Ontology annotation, cellular component: nucleus.
GCUGCGCGUGGGUCUCCGUUUGUGAUCCUCGGGGGGCGGGCGCCGAGCUGCCUACCUCUGAAGUCAAAAGGCGGCGCAGCGGUCGCCGAGCUCCGAGGCAGCGAGAACAUGGUGCGCCGGCUCUUGAUUACAGUGAGGAUUCGGCGUGCGGACGGCCCACCGCGAGUCAGGGCUUUCGUGAUGCACAUCGUGCGGCCAGCGGGUGAAUGGGCAGCGCCGAGUGUGCGGGCCGCUGCGGCCCUCGUGCUGAUGCUAGUGAGGAGACAGCGCAGAGCGCAGCGACCGCAUCCUAGACCAGGUGAUGAUGAUGGGCAGCGCCCGCGUAGCCGAGCUGCUGCUGCUCCACGGCGCGGACCCCAACUGUGCGGACCCCGCCACGCUCACCCGACCGGUGCACGACGCCGCCAGGGAGGGCUUCCUGGACACGCUGGUGGCCCUGCACCGAGCCGGGGGGCGGCUGGAUGUGCGCGAUGCGUGGGGCCGCUUGCCCGUGGACCUGGCCGAGGAGCGGGGCCACCGCGACGUCGCCGGGUACCUGCGCGCGGCUGCAGACGGCACGGAAGGCGGUAGUUAGGCCCGCGCAGACCCCCGCGGAAGGUCCGGCAGACAGCUCGCUCGGACCUGAAGAAUCAUGGAAAUCAUUGGAAUAAGAGAAAGAAAUCACCCACACCCAAUUCUUCCCAGCUGUCUUAAUGCCAGUUCCCUCGGUUGGGAAGAUCCCCUGGAAGAGGGCAUUGCGGUCCACUCCAGUAUCCUUGCUUGCCUAGAGAAUCCCCAUGGACAGAGUAGCCUCGCGGGGUACGGUCCAUGGGGUCGAAAAGUGUCGGACAAGACAAGCGACUUAGCAGGCAUGCAUCAAAUAAAGCUUUUUUUUUUUUAAAUUGGAACAGCUUCGAUUUUCCUUUCCCUUCCCUUAAAUUUCCCAUAUACAUUUUGCUAUAAAAGUUUUCUUUAAAAAAAAUUUGACACCGUUCUUGUCUUUUCAUCGGGUUGGAGUUUUAUGGAGCGAGUACUCGUGCGCUGGGAAUACGUCUAAAAAUGACACUUCCUCUUUCAAACCUCGCACCGGCCAGGCUCUGGGUUUAUUACGGCCAUUUUGUGAACUAGGAAAACGAAGCUUAAAUGGAUUACAUGACUCCACUUGUGUCAAACUGCCUGUGAGGGGUGGAGCCAAGGAUAAAAAAAAUAAAAACAAAUAUGUUCUUUC